AAAAAUAAAAAACAUCGUACCUGUAAUAAAAGAAAGAACAAUAGAAGAGAAAAAUCAAGGGAAAAAAAAUGGGAGAAAAUCAAAAGGGCAAGCUUGAAUCUAUGAGGGAAUGGGUUGUGGAACACAAGCUUCGUACUGUUGGAACGCUAUGGGGGAGUGGAAUUGUGGGUUCGUUGGCGUAUAAUUGGUCUCAGCCGAAUAUGAAAACAAGCGUCAAGAUUAUUCACGCUAGGUUGCACGCACAAGCACUGACUCUUGCUGCAUUAGCUGGCGCUGCUGUCGUGGAAUAUUAUGACCACAAUUCUGGAGCGAAAGCAGAGAGGGUUGCAAAGUUCCUCGACCGUAAUGAACACCGAUAGAAAACCGAAACCC
Erythranthe guttata (spotted monkey flower) is the source of this 372-nucleotide messenger RNA. RefSeq lists its product as uncharacterized. The record is from RefSeq and is a predicted model, not a curated record. Gene Ontology annotation, biological process: mitochondrial respiratory chain complex IV assembly. Lineage: Eukaryota; Viridiplantae; Streptophyta; Magnoliopsida; Lamiales; Phrymaceae. Gene Ontology annotation, cellular component: respiratory chain complex.